CUCACAUCGAACUUUCAGCUGAGUGACAGUGAUGAAAUAUUAAAUCACUGAAUUAACUAACACCGGGAACUGGGGACUUGCUCGGUUUUUCGUGAUCUACUAUGGGCCCGAAGAAGGGAGGCGGCCCCCGUGGUGGAUCUAAAAACACCCCCAAACCGCCUCCAGCAGAAAUCUCCAUUAGCGACUUCGUGGCUGCUGGUGAGUCCAAGGGGAAAUCCAAAGCCGCGGACCGAAAUAAGGCUGGCCAAAAGGACGGCAAAGAUGAGUCGAGCGAAGCGUCAAAGAAGCCAACAGCACGGACGGUGAUAGGGGGCGCAUCAUGGACUGGAAAGUUACCUGUGAAUAUGCUCUUGGAGCACUGUCAGAAACAAAAAUGGGACAAACCGGAAUACACAAUGACAAAAACGAAAGAUGGCUUCGUCUCAAGCGUUAUUCUCAAGAAAACUAAUCCGAAGUCAAAGGAGACUAUCACUCUUCCUCCAAUACGCCCCCCUCCACCUCACCAGCAUUUGGCUGCCUGUCCCACGGCGAUGGAAGCUCGUCACUUUGCCGCGGCAUACGCUCUUUUUCGUGUAUGCAACAUGCGUAAUUUACACAUGAUGAUGCCGCCUACCUACCGCAAUCUGUGGAAGGACGAGUUUACACAACUAAAGAAUGCGGACGUGAAAGAAGGGAAAGGCUGGUUGUAUGAAGCAGACCCUUUCAAUGCUAUGCAGGAACGGGAACAUGCGGCGGCAGAGCUUGCUAAGAAGAGGGCAGAACGGGAAAAGGAGCAAGCCAAAGCUCAGGACCGAAAACUACAACAGCCAGGGCUGAAUACACGCGCGGGGAGCGCCGGGGGUCACGAUGGGAAACGCUGGCUGCAAGCUUCUAAGGUUGAAAUGGGAAGCAAGAUACGUCGUACAAUUGAAGAGUUGAUUAGACAGAAAGUUAUUUGGAAUCCAUACGGCGUGCGAAUAUCGGAUCCCCAAAAGAAGCGAAUUGUAGAAGAGUUGACUGGGCUAGGCUUCAGGAAGAGUCACGUUGAAGAAGCAGUCUCUGAAUGCAAAGACCGUGAAGAGGUUUUGGAGUGGUUGUUGAUACAUAUUCCAGAGGAUGAUCUCCCUGCCUGGAGUCUUCCUGAAGGGUAUACUGCUGGAAUAAGUCUAGCUAGUGGAGAUCUAUCCAGGGAAUCCAAGGUCAACCGGCUUUCCAUGUCAGGUUAUUCAGCAGAUUUCUGCGCUGAAGUACUUGACAAGAACCGUGGUAAUGAAUACCUAGCGGCCGAACAACUCCAAAAUAUGCUCAUACAAGACGGCAUUGUGCCCGAACCUAGCUCUCGUGCCACGGAUAUGGAGGCUUGGGAGGAAGAACACUCGACAUUAGAAGCAAUAUAUGGCGAGAGAUAUACAAAAUUGUCACCAAUUACAUGUGAAGUUAUUUCUGAGAACCCGAAUUUGCCAUGCAGAACGAUUUUCUAUUUCCAAAAGCCGUCAACUGCUCCAUACCCGAACCGCACACCAGUUCUUUCUAUUGCAGCAAAGGAAAUUCCAGCAUACAUACGCCUUAGCGCUAUCCGACAAGCCAUACAACAUGCUAAUAAGGACCUGCUUGGCGAGCCCAUGAUAUUUAAUUUGGUAGAUUGGCUCGAAGAAAAUCUACCUCGCAUAUUGGAAAACCCAGGAAAGCUGCGGACCGUCUCCGUCGAGACAUUAUCUCACUCCAGGAACGAGUCGACCACCAACAGCUGCAUUAAAUCGACUAGAAGAGCACCAAAGCCGCUGAAUCUAAGCCCUGGAACCCCCCAAAGCCUGGAAAUUCGGAAAAAAUGGGAGUCACGACAAACUACCCCUGCUCAACAGAAAAUGCUCAGGGCGAGGCGAUCGCUUCCAGCAUGGGCUAUGCAGGAAGCAAUUAUCCAUGCUGUCCAUUCUCACCAGGUUACUAUCGUAUCGGGUGAGACGGGGAGCGGCAAAAGCACCCAGUCAGUUCAAUUCAUUCUUGACGAUAUGAUAAAACGAGAUUUCGGUUCGGCCGUGAACAUCGUCUGUACGCAGCCCAGACGAAUUUCUGCCCUGGGACUUGCUGAUCGUGUUAGCGAUGAGCGCUGUUCCACUGUUGGUGAUGAGGUAGGCUACGUUGUCAGGGGCGACUCGAAAGUGAAAUAUGGCACAACGAAGAUUACGUUCAUGACUACUGGUGUACUGUUACGCCGCAUGCAAACGGGUGGCCAAGAUGUUGUCAGUUCCCUUGCAGAUAUUAGCCAUGUGGUUGUUGAUGAAGUUCAUGAACGGAGUCUUGAUACGGAUUUUCUUUUAGCAUUGUUGAGGGACGUCCUCCGACGUCGUAAGGAUCUUAAGCUCAUUCUAAUGAGUGCUACAUUGGAUGCAGAUAUAUUUACGCAAUACUUUGGAGGAGGCGGUAAAGUUGGGCGAGUCAAUAUAUCCGGGAGAACAUUCCCCGUUGAAGAUCUCUAUCUCGAUGACGUCGUUAGGCGGACUGGCUUCAGCCCUGGAAAUCAAUAUUUGGCUUGGGAUGAAUAUUCUGGUUCGAAUGACGACGAUUCCACGGAUACUUCCGUCGGUGCCAUACUCCAAAAAAUCGGAAUGGGUAUUAAUUACGAUUUGAUUGCGUUUACGGUCCGCUAUAUUGAUUCGCAACUAAAGGACCAGCCAGGCGGCAUCCUUAUCUUCCUACCAGGUACCAUGGAAAUAGAUCGAUGCUUAGCUGCUCUAAAUCAUCUUCCAUUUGCUCACCCGUUGCCAUUACAUGCAUCUCUUUUACCAACUGAACAGCGUCGGGUCUUCCUGCCAGCUCCACCUGGGAAAAGAAAAGUAAUUGCUGCCACUAAUGUCGCGGAAACGUCCAUCACAAUCGAAGAUGUGGUUGCUGUCAUAGACACGGGGCGUGUCAAGGAAACGCGUUACGACCCUGCUGACAACAUGGUCCGCCUGGAAGAGGUGUGGGCAUCGCAGGCUGCUUGUAAACAGCGUCGAGGUAGAGCAGGUCGAGUGAGCAGUGGAACUUGCUACAAGAUGUAUACACGGAAGGCAGAAGCCAAUAUGGCCCCCAGGCCAGAACCUGAGAUCCGACGCGUACCCCUGGAGCAACUGUGUCUUUCAGUCAAAGCAAUGAGGGGAAUAGAAGAUGUAGCAGGCUUCCUUGCAAACACACUUACCCCACCCGAGAACGUCGCGAUAGAAGGUGCACUAGAACUUCUCCACCGCAUUGGUGCACUUGAUAAUCAGCAGUUAACGGCUUUGGGUCGGUAUAUUUCCAUGAUUCCAACGGAUCUACGUCUAGCGAAACUAAUGAUAUACGGCGCAAUAUUCGGGUGUCUUGAAUCAUGCCUAACAAUCGCAGCAAUACUUACUGUCAAAAGCCCGUUUGUAUCGCCUCGAGACAAAAGGGAAGAGGCCAAGCAAGCUCGGGCAUCGUUUUCAACGGGGGACGGAGACUUGCUGAUCGACUUGGCGGCGUACCAGCAAUGGUCUGAAAGAGUCAAACAGCAGGGCCUCUGGAAAACACAAUCAUGGUGCAACGACAACUUCCUCGUGCCCAAAACUCUUCGCGAAAUAUCCUCCAACAAAUCUCAACUGCUAUCCUCGCUCAAAGAUAUCGGCAUAAUCCCGGUGAACUACAGAUACGCAGAUGAAAGUGCUAGCACGCCUCCAAACCGCUGGAAUACCCACAACUCCAACACGCAACUCCUCCGCGCCCUGAUCGCCGGCGCCUUCAACCCCCAAAUCGCCAACAUCAGCUUCCCAGACAAGAAGUUCGCUCCAUCGGUGUCCGGGACCAUAGAGCUAGACCCUGAUGCGCGCACGAUCAAAUACUUCAACCAGGAAAACGGCAGGGUGUUCGUGCACCCCAGCUCCAGUCUCUUCGACGCGCAGAGUUUCUCCGGUUCUGCCACAUAUGUGAGCUACUUCACGAAAAUGGCAACUAGCAAAGUGUUCAUCCGCGAUUUGACCCCGUUCAACGCAUAUAGCCUCCUCCUAUUCUCGGGGCCCAUAACCUUGGAUACUCUAGGCAGGGGCGUGCUGGUAGAUGGCUGGCAGCGUUUGCGCGGCUGGGCGCGGGUCGGUGUACUGGCCUCGCGUCUACGUAUGUUACUGGACGAAGCUCUAGCGCAGAAGAUGGAUAACCCAGGCCUUGAGGACGUGGGUGAAGAGAAGGUGAUAGAUGUUGUGAGGCAUUUGGUUGUUUUUAAUGGACUGGAUCAGUAGUAGGUAAAAAUUGAUAAAUAGACGGAGUCAUACGUGAUCAUGAUGAGUGGCGUUUGCUUUGUUCUGUUUUUGGGGGUAUAUCCGUCAAUGCUCUGAUGACAUCCCUUUUUGGACACGUUCUUUGGACACAUCUUCCCAGAUUCCCACUUCGCCGGAUGGGUAACUACGCAAAUAUAAAAAGCAUUUUAGAUCAAUGGCGUAGACAAAUAAACACAGGUCACGGUUCUAACUACGAUGCUUCCGUGGAAGCGAGAUUUGGAAUAGGAGAAUAUACAUAGACCAAGCUGAUAAUUGCAGACUACCUAAUGUAGCAUAAAAGUUCCGCCCAAGUCUUCCCAUCCAUCGCCAUUCUUCAGAUUCUUCAACAAGAGCAAGAGGGAUAAGUCCGCUUGAAGGCUUAGGACUGAAAACGGGAAUAGAAUUAAACUUAUCAUUGAUCAAAACGAGAAAAUAAUCAUUCAUAAAAUAGAAUGAAACACAAUAAAAGCUAGACCAUAAGAGAGUAAAACACGCAGCAAGCCAAAGAAAAAAGAGAAAGGGGACCGGAAUCAUGGAAAAAUAAUAGAAUCCGACAACUCCAUUCUCCGCGCGCCCAGCCACCCCACCCGAGCAAAAAACCAAACAGUCCCAAAA
This is a messenger RNA of Blastomyces dermatitidis ER-3, 4841 nucleotides long. RefSeq names its product DEAD/DEAH box helicase. NCBI's taxonomy places the organism in Eukaryota, Fungi, Ascomycota, Eurotiomycetes, Onygenales, Ajellomycetaceae. The transcript is spliced from 3 exons. Bases 102 to 4208 code for a protein of 1368 amino acids. The record is from RefSeq and is a predicted model, not a curated record. Gene Ontology annotation, cellular component: intracellular anatomical structure. Gene Ontology annotation, molecular function: ATP binding; RNA binding; protein binding.